AUGGGGCUGCUCCUGAUCCUUCUGCCGUCACUUUUCUACGCUGCUACAAAGCCCCCCCCGACCCACUCCCAGCGGGACGGGCACAUGUGUGCCCUGGGCAGUUCCCCAGCAGCGACCCCUCCGCCCGCUGCCCCAGGCCCCCCGCUGCAACAGGGAGCCCGGCUGUGGCAACCCAGCUGCCGAGGAGGACGGCGGGUCAGGCCGACGGCAGCGGAAGAUGAGGGUGACGCCUGCCGUAAGCCUUCCUCCCAGGGGCCGCUCGUCCUUCCCCACCCCGCGCAGAACCGCGGCCCCUCCCCUCAGCGCAUCCCCUCUGCGGGGCUGCGGGGCUGCGGGCUGCACCCAGCGGGACCUCGCCGCGGUACCCUGCGGCUCCUCCAGCACGGCCAGGACGGGUACGAGCAGGGCACGCACCACAGGAAAACGAGCUUAGAGGGAAGGGAUCUGAAAAGAAAUAAAAUCCAUUCUCUGCUGGAUGCUCAGCUUGCCAGGUACAGAAGCCUGAAGAAGCUCUGAGUGUUUUUGCAAAACAACAAGAUCCAGUUGAUUUCUCCCAAAGCCUUUGCUGGACUUUCUCAGCUUAAAAUGUUGUUCCUCGGCCAUAACAGGAUCACGCAGCUGAAGCCCCCAGUUUCUGGGGACCUGCAUCGCCUCGAGUGGCUGAUGCUGGACAGCAGCAGGAUUGCCACAAUCAUCCCCACAAUGCUUACGCACAUACGUACUCCCAUGCAUCUGAUCCCCAGCAUCCACAGCGUCACCUUCCAGAAGCUGACCAACUUCUCCCACACCUACUUCAGGAAGCUCCAGCACUGUAGCUACCUGCCCCACGUGCGCAGCUGCAAGCCCAGCGCCGAUGGCAUCUCCUCCUUCGAGAACCUCCUCGCCGACACCGUCCUGCACAUCUUUGUCCAGGUCGUCGCCUGCUUUGGCAACCUCUUUGUCACCUGCAUGCAGUCCCUUGUGGCCAUGGAGAACAGCCAGCACACUACGGCCAUCCAGUCCCUGUGCUGUGCAGACAGCCUGAUGGGCAUCUACGUCUUCAUCAUCGGAGCCUUCAACCUCAAGUACUUGGGCAAUUACAGCCAGCACGCCGAGUGCCGGCUGGGCAGCCCCCAGCACCGGCUGGAUGGGCAGCCCCCACUGGCCAUGAUGUCCUCAGAGGUGUCAGUCCUGCUGCUGACCUACAUGACCCUGGAGAACUCCUCCUCCCUUGUUUUGCUGUUCAGCCACCGCAGAGCUGGCAAGAAGCAGACCAUCUCGGUGCUAGUGGUCAUCUGGCUUCUGGGCUUCUCGCUCGGCAUCAUCCCCCCGUGGUCCAGGGAGACCUUUGGGAAGUACUACGGGAGGAACGGGGUGCGCUUCCCACUGCCGUCUGACCUGGGCGAGCGGCCCAGUGCCCAGGGCUACUCCACCACCAUCUACCUGGGCUUGAAUCUCACAGCUUUCAUUACCAUCAUCUUUGCUUAUUCUGGCAUGUUCUACUCCAUCCACAUCACUGCAUCCAAAACAGCAGAGGCUUGCACCUGCUCCGGGGAAGUAAAGUGGAUCUUCAUCAUCCUCACUGAUGCUCUCUGCUGGAUACCCAUCUUCCUCCUCAGGCUGCUCUCCCUGCUGCAGGUGGAAAUGCCAGGCACCGUCACCUCUUGGGUGGUCACCUCCACCCUGCCCAUCAACAGCGCCCUGAAUCCCACCCUCCACCCCGUCACCGCCACCGCCUCCCAGGAGGAGGGGACGGGCAGACCGAGCCGCUGGAGCUGCACGAGUCCCGCAGAGCUCUCCCCUGGUGACGCCGGCGGCGCAGGGAUGCCCGUGGCUCCCCGGCCUGCCGGGCGCUACCUCCGGCUCCGCGAGGAAGCGCAUGGCGCGGCUCUGGGACGCUCCGGUGUUAGGGCAUGGCUGAGCAUGAAGGUUUCCCCAUCAGCCAGCAGAUAUCGUUAG
Messenger RNA from Phalacrocorax carbo (great cormorant), 1938 nucleotides. NCBI's taxonomy places the organism in Eukaryota, Metazoa, Chordata, Aves, Suliformes, Phalacrocoracidae. The record is from RefSeq and is a predicted model, not a curated record.